This is a messenger RNA of Aphanomyces astaci, 1297 nucleotides long. RefSeq lists its product as hypothetical. NCBI's taxonomy places the organism in Eukaryota, Oomycota, Saprolegniomycetes, Saprolegniales, Verrucalvaceae. The coding region runs from base 544 to 1218 and encodes 224 amino acids. The record is from RefSeq and is a predicted model, not a curated record. The transcript is spliced from 2 exons.
CCAAAAUUGUACUUUUGCCCCGCGACAAGUACUUAAAGCCACUUCCAAACUUCCGCUCUAUUGAACGGCACACACGACGUAACGUUAAAAGCUUCUGUCAACUUCUAACAUGGCAAAAGAAGCUCAACUCACCGACGAAGAGAAAGGGUCCAUUGCGGCCUUUCACUUGGUCGGAAUGUCCAACCGCGCCAUCGCCAAGACCAUGGGAAGGUCCAAGGAUGUAGUACGCAACUACAUCUUGGACCCUCAAGGCUACAGUACUUAAAACAGCCUUCUACGGCCGAAGUUACUGUUUGUACUUUACUUGGAGUAUAAGACACCAGGGUUGGGUGCUGGAGUACUGUUAGCCAAUGUGAUCGACUUCUUGGACUCCACGAGAAGCCCCAGUUGUUGCCUUGAGUGUAUUCGUGCGGUGGCAUCACACAUCGCUUCCAUUUCCAUACUAUUACUGUAUACUACAGUAGUUAUAAUGUUCAUGUGAGUUGUUUUCUCAAAUGUCGAAGAAAUGAAGAAAUGAUUGGCUGAAAAUAAACAACUACAAGAAUGCUUGACCAAUCAAAACCGCGGAAGAAUCCGCGCUCAACUUUGAUAAUUACCAUGGCAGGAAGAACACCCAACACGACAGCCGAGCUGACCGACGAAGGACUCAUUGCGAACGACCGCGUGGUGCUUGACUUUGCGAGCGCCAACGAGGAAGUUGAAGAAGAGGACGAGGCAGAAGAAGGCGGUGAACGACCGGCGAAACGCCAACGUCAGGAGAAGGACACGACCAAGGCAGUGGAGGUACCGCUCAAAGCGACAUUCGACCGCGUGGACAAGAUCAACAACACCAUCAUGCGAGUCACAGGGAACGACGACAGUGGCUUUUGCAUGUUCAACACGUCGUCGUCGUACCCCAUGAUGAUGGUGUACAAGAAAGAAAUUGCCGCGUCGCGCAAGCUCCUGAAGGCCAAGAAACCUCAAGAUGCGUUUUGUAUCGCCAUGGCGGCGUAUUUGAGCAUGCAGGAUUACGACGUAUGGUACCACGACACGGAAGACCCUCGUACCGUGGAGCUGUUGUUUACGGCGUACUACAAGCUGUGGAACGACAUCUUCAAGUCUGACGACACCACGCUUGGACUCAAAGGACGCGAGGCGUUGAUCCAUGAGCUGAGCAAGUUUGGCAAUGGCGCCAAGGAUGACCUUGAGUACAACUUUCCAUGGUUUUUCAAGGCGUAGUUUAGUAUUCGUGAUUGAUCAUAACCAGCUACUAUAACAUAACAUUGUAAAUACACUUGCACCUCAUCGUGAGUUUGAC